CAAAAUUUUGUUCCGGCUUUGAACCACGACAAACAAAACUCCAGAGGCCAAAGAUCAACAGAAACGACACAAUGAAGAUUGAAGAACUCGCCGACGACUUUGCCGACAAGGCACAAGUCUCCACGCCCGAAGAUGGCGCACAGCAGCCGGGGGGUCCUGAUCUUCUCACGCAGGCCAUGAACGCUUUCGCAGCCUCCUCUCCUACAUCUUCCUCGAAAGAUGGGACUACCCCCGACUUGCCGCCAGCCAUGGCCGCGCUGCGGGAUAAAUCAGGAGAAGAGAUCUUGGCGGACCUCAACAAGACGCCCUUAUUCAUGACCAGCCUCGAAGAGAACGACGAGCUCGAAGCCUUCAAGGCGUUGGCGUAUGAAGGCACGCCCCUCGAAGUAGCAUCUGGAUUCAAAGAGCGCGGGAACGAGUGUUUCAAAGAGAAGAACUGGAAGGAUGCGAAGGAGUUCUACGGGAAAGGGAUACAAGUGCUGCUGGCCGAGGUGCGCAAGCGGCAGAAAGGCGAACAAGGCGACGCCGAUGCGGAGGAAAUUAAGAAAGAGGUGGCGGUUCUGGAGGCGUGCUCAGUGAACCGCGCAGCGUGUCAUCUGGAGCUCAAGAAUUACAGGAGUUGUAUCAUGGAUUGCAGCAGCGCUUUAAAGAUCAAUGGGAAGAAUAUCAAGGCUUAUUACCGCUCGGCCAAAGCUUUACUGGCCUUGGACAAGAUUGCGGAGGCCGACGACGCGUGCGCAAGGGGACUAGCUCUCGAUCCCGAAAACAAGGCGUUAUUGGCCGUUGCGAAAGAUAUCAUCGCAAGGAAUGAGAAGGUGGCAGCGAGAAAACGGAAGGAGGCAGAGAUGGCAGUGAGGAAGAGACAAGAAGAGAUGACGCUGAGAGCAGCGCUCAAAGCCCGCAAUAUCAAAGUGCGAAAAACAGCCCAGCCGCCGGAAAUGGAAGAUGCGAAAAUCGAAUUAGUGCCGGACCCAAUCGAUCCUGCGUCGACCCUGUCCUUUCCCACAGUCUUGCUAUAUCCGUUAACUCUGGAAUCGGAUUUUAUCAAGGGGUUUAACGAAAUGCAGACAGUGGGGGAGCACCUAGCGUAUAUUUUGCCGGUGCCUUGGGAUAGGAAGGGAGAAUACACUCCGGCGGGUGUGGAGUGUUACAUGGAGACAAUCACGGGAGGGUUGAUUAAAGUGGGGAGGAAGGUCACGUUGUUGAAAGUGCUAAGUGAGAGCAAUGUGGAGGUUGUGGAUGAGGUAGUCAAGAUAUUUAUGGUUCCGAAGGCCAGCGCGGAAGCCUGGGUACAGGAGUUCAAGCGGAAGAAGGCUGCUGAGAAAUCUGGAUGAUCUACACCAGGAACUGAACCCGAUGGAAAAGAGCUGCUUUGGCCGCUUUCCAAAAUGACAAAUCUGUGAAGGAGGACUAAAAAGCUUAUGAAACAUCCAAACGGUACCAGUAUGACAAGAGCAAUUGGCAAGCAAAUUCCAGCCGACAGCCAGGGGCCCUGAGAACGAUCACGAUCAUGUGGUACAACGUGUAAGGCGGUCAACAAAUGAUCUGAGACCGAGGUAUUCGACACGGUUCGUAUGGUGGGGGCUGGAUUUUAGAGACAGCGAUGGUUGAAAACAUCGUAAAUAGAACCUAUGAAUACAUAGUUGCGUAUGCCC
Molecule: messenger RNA, 1655 nt
Organism: Amorphotheca resinae ATCC 22711
Lineage: Eukaryota; Fungi; Ascomycota; Leotiomycetes; Helotiales; Amorphothecaceae
Exons: 1
Coding region: 72-1334 (420 amino acids)
Biological process (GO): protein folding
Molecular function (GO): Hsp90 protein binding
Source: RefSeq, a predicted model, not a curated record